Zophobas morio is the source of this 1247-nucleotide messenger RNA. It is a transcript of the gene ATPsyngamma, whose product is annotated as ATP synthase subunit gamma, mitochondrial. NCBI's taxonomy places the organism in Eukaryota, Metazoa, Arthropoda, Insecta, Coleoptera, Tenebrionidae. Gene Ontology annotation, molecular function: proton-transporting ATP synthase activity, rotational mechanism. The record is from RefSeq and is a predicted model, not a curated record. Gene Ontology annotation, biological process: proton motive force-driven ATP synthesis. The coding region runs from base 107 to 991 and encodes 294 amino acids. The transcript is spliced from 4 exons.
UUUAUAUCAAACGUCAUAAGAACUAAAAUCGUAAAUCUCGAAAUUAGUUCACGUUUUGGCCACUUAUUGCUCUGUCGGCACCAGCUGCUCAGACAAGAUUGCAAUCAUGCUGGGUCGUUUCGGGAGUCUGGUACCUGUGGUGGCCCAGAAUGUUCAAAUCCAACAGCAACAGAGGGGCAUGGCCACCCUAAAGUCCAUUUCGAUUCGUCUCAAAUCGGUCAAAAACAUCCAGAAAAUCACCCAAUCAAUGAAGAUGGUGUCAGCUGCGAAAUACUCAAGAGCUGAACGUGAACUCAAACAAGCCAGACCAAUCGGAAGUGGUGCCAGUCAAUUCUAUGAAAAAGCUGAAAUUGCUGCCCCUGCAGAACUUCCCGCGAAACUGCUCAUUGCCAUUACUUCAGACAGAGGUUUGUGUGGGGCUGUACAUACUAGUGUGGCCCGUUUGAUCCGCAAUGAACUCAACAAUGACCAACAAAAUUUGAAAGUAGUCUGCGUUGGAGAUAAAUCAAGGAUGAUUUUACAACGUCUGUAUGGUAAAAGUAUCAUUAUGGCCUGCAACGAAAUCGGGCGUCUGCCGCCUACUUUUAAUGAUGCUUCGAGAUUGGCCGAUGCUAUUUUGAAAUCUGAGUAUGAUUUUGGUUCUGGAGAGAUUGUGUACAACCGUUUCAAGUCUGUGGUGUCUUAUUCUACCUCAACUCUGCCAGUAUUUAGUUUGGCUGCUGUCAAGACUGCUGCAAAACUGCCCGUUUAUGAUUCUUUAGAUGAUGAAGUGAUUCAAUCGUAUUUGGAAUUUUCGUUGGCGUCUUUACUUUUCUAUGCAAUGAAAGAAGGAGCUUGCAGUGAACAGUCAUCUCGUAUGACUGCUAUGGACAACGCCAGCAAGAAUGCCGGAGAGAUGAUUGAUAAACUCACUCUAACAUUCAAUCGUACCAGACAAGCUGUAAUCACCAGAGAAUUGAUUGAAAUUAUUUCUGGUGCUUCAGCCCUUUAAGAUCCUUGUAAUACCAGAUCCUUUAGGUUUAGGUAAGUAAGUGGGAUCUUUUAACUUAAUAGUAAUAGCGCUGUAUGUGAGGGUUAAACAGAAAGAAAAUGUAAGCCCAAAGUCACUGGAUAACAUCAAUCCCAUUUAAUUUCAGUUUUGCUUUUACAUACUAUAAUUGUUACAAAAAUAAAGAUCCAAUAAUUUUAUUGUCUUAUAAAUGAGGUUACAGCAACAUCUAAUAAAAUUUGUAAAGACCCAAAAAUAA